AUGGACGAGAACAUCGGAAACAUUGAGAAAGAAAAGGCGAUUUAUCACCUGCUCGAUUCACAUCCGCAUCCUAAUCUCCUCUAUGCUAUACUCUGUAUCCCCGAAGGCAUCUUCAUGCCUCGACUCGAAACAUGCCUCGCAGCCCUCCUCGAACCACCGUCUGCCGUAUCGCCCGACCGCCAGGAGCUCUGGAUCCAGCAGCUGGCGAGCGCGGCCGCCUGGCUCGAAAAACUCGGUCUGGCACACGGCGACCUGCGACCCGAGAACAUACUCGUCGACCGCGACGGCAACCUCAGCGUCGCCGACUUCGACGCCACGGUAGCAGUCGGAUCCGAGCUGCGGCUCGCAACACUGCCGUUCACCAAAGUCGACGAAAAGUUCCAGACGCCGCCGGCCGGGCCGGAAACCGAGCAGUUUUCUAUCGGGUCGUGCAUCUACAACAUCCGCUUCGGAAAUGCACCGUUUGCUGACCUCGGGUUCGAGUCGCCCGUCUGA
Messenger RNA from Aureobasidium subglaciale EXF-2481, 495 nucleotides. RefSeq lists its product as uncharacterized. Gene Ontology annotation, molecular function: ATP binding; protein kinase activity. The record is from RefSeq and is a predicted model, not a curated record. The coding region runs from base 1 to 495 and encodes 164 amino acids. Lineage: Eukaryota; Fungi; Ascomycota; Dothideomycetes; Dothideales; Saccotheciaceae. The transcript has a single exon. Gene Ontology annotation, biological process: protein phosphorylation.